AUAACCGGACAGAAAUAGCGGUGACACCGAUACCAGGAAGAGGAAGAGACCGACUAGAAACUAACACACACCGGACAGAUUCGGUCUCUGCCGCAAUGUCUCAGCAGUUACUGGCAGGGAUGGAAAGCUCAGCUGUGACUGUACUGAAGAGAGCAGUGGAGUUAGACAGCAGCUCACGUUUUCAGGAAUCUCUGGUCUGCUAUCAGGAAGGAAUCCAUCUGCUUAUGGAAGUGUUAAAAGCUACAAAAGAUGACACAAAAAAAGGCCAUUAUCGACAGAAAGUCAGAAAUUACAUGGACCGAGCAGAACAAAUUAAAAUGCACUUAACCAAGAUGAAAGAAGAAGGGAAAUACCAUGAGCAGAUCAAAAUUUCAGCAGAUGCUACUGGAUACAGUUAUGAAAAGCUAUUCAAACCAUAUUUAGAUCCCCUUGUUACUGAAGUCUGGGUGGAAGAUCCGUAUAUCAGGCACGUUCAUCAGGUGUAUAACUUCUUGAGAUUCUGUGAGAUGCUUCUCAAGGGACCUUGUAAAGUGAAAAACAUUCAUCUACUGACGUCACUUGAUGAUGAUAGUAGGAACUCCCAGCAGACUAGUGGCCUUGAAGAAAUAAAGCAGUCAUUGCAGAGUUAUGGUGUAACAAUGGAAGUGAUGUUCUCCUCUACAAUACAUGACAGGGAAAUCAGAUUUAACAACGGGUGGGUGAUAAAGAUCGGAAGAGGACUAGAUUACUUUAAAAAAACACAGAGCAAAUUUUCUAUUGGAUACUGCGACUUUGACUUGAGACACUGCCAUGAAACUACAGUCGACAUAUUCCAUACAAAGCACACAAAGAAUUCAUAGCUUAGAGAUACUCUUCUGGUUAUUCACUUUUAUUAGGCAAUGUAUUCAAAGCAUUUUACAGUUUUUUAAUAUAAUCAUUUAUAAUACUGAAGUAACCAUUAUUUAAAUACCCUGCAACUUGCAUUAUUUAAUAGUAAUUUAUUUUAUAAAUGCAAUAGCAGCAACAACAACUUGCAUGUCUAUACGGGGCUUCACACAGGAUAGCGUCUUGGAACACUUAACAAUUGUGGAGUUUGACACCAAGCCGAAGAGAGGGGGGGGGGAGGUGACUGUAGACACGUCCAAAGAGGAAAGUUUUCAGAUCUGUUGUGAAGGAGGCCAGGCAGAGGGAUUGAGGCAGAGAAUUCCAGUUUCAGGAUGUAGUGGCUGAAAGCACGGCUUCCGAUGGUGAGGUGAAGGGGACGGGGGAUGUGCAGGAGGCACCUGAGCAAAGUAGUGGAGUGAGGAGUAAGUAAGUCGAAGAGGUAGGGAGGUGACAGCACAUGAAGUGAUUUGUGUAUGAGUAUGAGGAUCUUGAAAUUGAUCAGUUCUAUAAUAGAGUCAGGCAAGGACUGGUGUUCUAAGGACCAGAAUUUGGUGUAGGUGAGCACAAGAAGGACAGCUGGGGAUCGACUCCGACCCCUAGGUUAUGCACAAGUUCCAUAAAUCUGAGGGAUAGGCCAGUGAGGUUAAGGUAGGUCAGAGCUACAGGUGAGAAAACGUUGAUGGAGCCAAGGAGUAUGGCUUCCGUCUUGUCAGUAUUCAGCUACAGAAAGUUGAGUCUCAUCCAGCCCUUGAUAUCUGGCAACAAGAGGACAGAACGUGCCUUGAUUUGGGUUCGCAGCUGUAGGAGAAGUAGAUUUUAUCCCCCAAAAUACAUAAUUUUAAUAAGGUUUUGUAUGAAAAUGGUUUGAGGAAUGUAUAUUAAAAUGGUUGUCUUAAUGAAAUUCUGUAAUGUGUCCAUCUGCUCUCGGAUCAUUAAAAAACUUCUCAAAAUGUCA
Messenger RNA from Callorhinchus milii (elephant shark), 1819 nucleotides. RefSeq names its product MIT, microtubule interacting and transport, domain containing 1 (gene mitd1). The transcript is spliced from 8 exons. The record is from RefSeq and is a predicted model, not a curated record. Gene Ontology annotation, cellular component: midbody. NCBI's taxonomy places the organism in Eukaryota, Metazoa, Chordata, Chondrichthyes, Chimaeriformes, Callorhinchidae. Gene Ontology annotation, biological process: midbody abscission. The coding region runs from base 96 to 839 and encodes 247 amino acids.